CAUUUGAUUGGUUUUGAUUUGUUUUCCUCCCUGCAGAAGCUGCUGUGUGAGAAACUGGAGGAGCAUCUGCUGAACCUGGACAGUGCUCUGAAGAAAAGAGAGAGAGCAGAGAGGAGGAGGGAGCGUCUGGUGUACGUGGGGAUCAGUGUGGAGAACAUCAUCCCUGAGGGGGAUGAGGUGGAAGAGGAGAAGACCACAAAGAAGAAAGAUCCCAAAAAGAGCAAACAUCUGGGGAGGAGAUCCACCAGAACCAGGAAGCACAUCAGCUACAGGUUUGAUGAUUUUGAUGAUGCCAUCGAUGAGGCUAUAGAUGAGGACAUCAGGGACCUCUGUGGGGGAGCACGGCGGGGUAGAAACCUCACAGCCAUCCUAUCCGAGGAAGGGAAGGAGAGCCAGCGGCCAAUCAGAGGCCAGGCUCACGCUGCCAGGAACAGGAAGAGGCGGAGACUGAAUGACCUGGAGAGCGACAGUACGGCAGCUGAGAGUGAAGACGAGUUCAUGCUCAGCAACAGCUCAGAGGAAGAGGAGUUUGGUGCGUCAGGGCCUGAUGAUGAUGAGGAGGAAGAUGAAGAUGCCGGCAGCGAUGUAGACAGCUUAGACAUCGGGUCGCGUUCUAAACGGGCAGGGAGGGGGGCACCUAAGCCCCGCCCUGGAAAGACCCAGCGGCGGGGCAGGAAGCGGCUCAGACGGCGACGAAGACGCUCCUCAGAGGAAGAGGAGGAGACUGAGGAAGAGAUGGGCUCUGAUCAGUUCAGCGACAUGACUGACAGUGACGAUGACAAAAAUAGGCGGGGCCUGAGGCGGGGCCAGCGUCAACAGGUAAACUACCGCGAGACGUCCGAGUCCUCCGACGCCUCCCGGGCCUCCGCCAAGAAGGUGGGGGUCCGACCCCGUGGCAGACCUUGCAAGGAGCAUCUCUCCAGCGACUACAGCGACGUCACACCGUCUUCCAGAGACUCAGAGGAGGACAAUUAUGAAGACCUAGAUGAUGAUGACAGGAGACGAAGAGCGAACAAGAGGAGAAGAGAGGAGGAAGACCCCCUGAGGAAGAGGACGAGAGGAAGGCCGAGGAGAAACGAGGAGGAUGAGCGUGAGCGAGGGAGGCGGCUGAAAAGGAAACGGUUAGAGAAGGACAGAGACAAGAGGAAGAGGGUGAAGAGGACGGACAGAGAAGAGGAGGACCUGGAGAAGAUGGGUCGGGGGAGGAGGAGGGAGAUCCUGUCCCAGCAGAGACGCAAGCGCCUCGCUCAGAUGCUGAAGAAGAGGAGACCUUCUACUGACGAAGAGGAGGACGAAGAGUCUGAGUCUUCAUCAGAGGAGGAUCGUCCAGUCCGCAAAAGACUCAACCGCAUUGACUCUGAUGAUGAAGAGGAAGACAGGGAGGAGGAAGAGACGAUGAAGAAGUGUUCAGAGGUGGAGAGGAGGACCGACAGUGACACUCAGGAAAAGAGGAGGGGCCGGAGCCUGUCUCCUUCAAACAGACAUCGGACCCCCAGGGGCCCAGAGGAGCCGGUGGCCGAGGGUCCUGCUGCACCCAGAGACAGAGCAGAGCCCG
Messenger RNA from Notothenia coriiceps (black rockcod), 1555 nucleotides. Its product is annotated as remodeling and spacing factor 1-like. Gene Ontology annotation, cellular component: RSF complex. Lineage: Eukaryota; Metazoa; Chordata; Actinopteri; Perciformes; Nototheniidae. Gene Ontology annotation, biological process: negative regulation of DNA-templated transcription. The transcript has 8 exons. The annotation marks the transcript as partial. Gene Ontology annotation, molecular function: histone binding. The record is from RefSeq and is a predicted model, not a curated record.